UACCUCCAUCCGCGAUCGCGAACCACGGGCACCUUGUUCACGACCACGCUCGCCGUCUCGUUCAUAGUGGUUGCUCUCCCUCACCUUUUGCCAUGUCCGGUCGAUCGACGACAGUUUGCCGACAGCUACGAGACCCCUGAUGGCAAGAUUCGCAGACGAAGAAAGCGGAAGGAUAUUGAGAAUGAAAAAGCCGGAGAGUCUGGAUCCAGCGCUGUUGGGAACGCUGCCGCAUCGGAAGAUCCGCCACAACGUGAAUGUCCAAUUCCAAAACCUGGCGGCAUCGUAGGACAGAUAAUGGGUUUC
This is a messenger RNA of Zymoseptoria tritici IPO323, 303 nucleotides long. RefSeq lists its product as uncharacterized. The annotation marks the transcript as partial. The record is from RefSeq and is a predicted model, not a curated record. Lineage: Eukaryota; Fungi; Ascomycota; Dothideomycetes; Mycosphaerellales; Mycosphaerellaceae. The transcript has a single exon. Gene Ontology annotation, cellular component: mitochondrial matrix. Gene Ontology annotation, biological process: mitochondrial respiratory chain complex IV assembly.